Messenger RNA from Eucalyptus grandis, 357 nucleotides. Its product is annotated as disease resistance protein RUN1-like. Lineage: Eukaryota; Viridiplantae; Streptophyta; Magnoliopsida; Myrtales; Myrtaceae. The transcript has a single exon. Gene Ontology annotation, molecular function: ADP binding. The coding region runs from base 1 to 357 and encodes 118 amino acids. Gene Ontology annotation, biological process: defense response. The record is from RefSeq and is a predicted model, not a curated record.
AUGAUGGUCUCAAAAGUUCUGAAGAGAUUGAGAAAGGCUAAGCUCAAUUUGUCUGACAAAUUAGUCGGGAUUGAAGACCGCUUGCCUGAGCUGAGAAGAAUGUUGGAUACUGACUCUAGUGACGUGCGGAUGAUUGUCAUCUCCGGCAUUCCAGGCAUUGGUAAGACAACCCUCGCAAAAUCUCUCUACAACGAUAUCUGCCACCUCUUUGACCGUCACAGCUUUCUCGGUGAUAUUGGAGACACUACUGAGAAGAAGGCUCUUCUAGCUUUGCAAAAUCAGUUGGUUUCUGACAUCGUCAAAGGGACUCAGCAAAACUCCAAUCGGUUGAGGAAGGAAUCAGCUUCCUCAAAUUAG